CAGGUUCAGUUGGUAGUUGUGGUUAUACGCGUGUUUUAAUAUCAUGUAAUGAGAGUCGGUUCACGGCGUUGGUUAAAAUUAGAACUGCUUGUUGUUGGGUCCUCUGAGGAAUGAGUCAGUCCACGUUAGAUUCAUGCACACAGCUCUGUGCUGCGGGCUGGUGCGGUGAUUGACAGGCUUCUGGCCAAUCGCAGAGUAGUUCAGCUGGCGUUCUGACCAAUAGCGUUGCACGUCUGGAGAGGAACUGAAUGGCAACGCCCUGCUCAUUUUGUAUUACGUGAACGUGUCUGGGUGGAGACGGUAGUAAGUAGGCAGUUUUGGCACAGUGUGUCUUCGAACAGUUUCCACAGUUUGAAAAUUAUUAAGGAUGGCCGCUCAUUGUGUGUCGAAGGUCGAGCUCUCCAUCUCUUGCAAUAAUCUUCUGGAUAAAGAUGUUGGAUCCAAAUCUGAUCCACUCUGUGUUCUGCUGCAGAGUGUCGGGGAUGACAAAUGGUCUGAGGUGGAACGCACAGAGAGAGUGAAAAAUUGCCAGGACCCCGAGUUCUCAACAAAACUUCACAUUGACUACCACUUUGAGAAGGUGCAGAAGCUAAAGUUUGGUGUUUAUGAUAUUGACAACAAGUCUGUUGACCUCAAGGAUGACGACUUCCUGGGAGGCUUUGAAUGUACCCUUGGCCAGAUUGUGUCAAGUAGGAAGAUUACCAGACCCCUUCAGCUCAAGGCAGCAAAACCAGCUGGGAAAGGCACAAUAACAAUCACAGCUGAUGAGAUGAAAGACAACAGGGCUGUUGUGAUGGAAGUAGAGGCCAAAAACCUGGAUAAAAAGGAUAUGUUUGGGAAGUCUGAUCCAUUCUUGGAGUUUUUCAAGCAAGAAGAAGAUGGGAAGUGGCAGCUAGUUCACAGGACGGAGGUCAUCAAGAAUAAUUUGAAUCCAUCUUGGAAAAAGUUUACUGUCUCCUUGCAUACAUUCUGCAGUGGUGACCUGAAUAAACCAAUCAAGGUUCAUUGUUUUGAUUAUGAUAGCGAUGGCUCUCACGAUCUCAUUGGUGUGUUGCAAACUAAUGUGUCAGAUCUGCAGAAAGCAGCUCAUGGCUCCCCGGUUGAGUUUGACUGCAUUCAUCCAGAGAAGCAAAAGAAGAAAAAGAGUUAUAAGAACUCUGGGGUCAUCAGGAUUAAGUAUUGCAAGCUUGAGGCACAGUAUUCAUUUCUGGAUUAUGUGAUGGGAGGUUGCCAAAUUAACUUCACGGUGGGCAUUGACUUCACUGGCUCUAAUGGAGACCCCCGCUCCCCUGACUCUCUGCACUAUCUCAACCCUAAUGGUGUGAACCAGUAUCUGUCAGCCAUCUGGUCCGUUGGCCAGGUAGUCCAAGACUACGACACUGAUAAACUUUUCCCAGCAUUUGGAUUUGGUGCUCAAGUGCCUCCAAACUUCCAGGUAUCCCAUGAGUUCCCAUUGAACUUCAACCCCAAUAGCCCAUAUUGCCAAGGAGUGCAAGGCAUUGUGGAAGCCUACCGCGUGGUUUUGCCUCAAAUUCGUCUCUAUGGACCCACCAACUUCUCCCCCAUUAUUAAUCACGUGGCCCGAAUUGCAGCCGGAGCUGCCCAGCAACCAAAUGCAGCACAAUACUUUGUGCUGUUGAUCAUCACUGAUGGAGAGAUCACUGAUCUCGACCAGACCAGACAAUCCAUCGUGAACGGCUCCAAACUGCCCAUGUCCAUCAUCAUCGUGGGCGUGGGUGAGGCAGACUUUAAGGCCAUGGAGUUUCUGGAUGGUGACAACGGAGUUCUCAAAUCUUUGACCGGAGAACCGGUGGCCAGAGAUAUUGUGCAGUUUGUGCCCUUCAAGCAGUUUGCCAGUGCUCCUAAAGAAGCGCUGGCUCAGAGUGUUCUAGCUGAGGUGCCGAAUCAGCUGGUGUCAUAUUUUAAAAUGAGAAAUAUGGCUCCUGUCAACCCUCCUUCACCUGUCAAGUAGACACAGGUUUGCGCUGGAGACUGAAUUGUAGGUAUCUGAAAGAAAUAGGAAUUAGUUAGUUAUUAUGGGUCACCACUAGAGGGAACCACAGCUCUGUUAAAGGAAGCACUGUGGUGGUGUUGAACUCUAAAGACCACUUGCCUUCACUUCUAUCUUCCUUUUUUAUAUAUUAUGCAAAUAAUUUUAAUUCUCAGUCCUUCGUAUUUUUCUUUUACCUUCCAAGAUUUUUUUUAAUAGAUCUAUUUCUCUAUAUUGUUCCAUAUAUUUUUGUAUUAUUUUUCAUGAAUGCAGAUGCCUUGAGUUUCUUAAGCCAACAUUUGAAAUCACUUUUAGGCCUUGCUCUGCUUUUUGAUGUAGAUGUAUGCAAUAUCAAUCAGGAAUGCUGUUUUAUGAAAUUUCCUGCACUUUUUGCGAUAUAGUAUUCGUCAGAAAAAAGUGAACGACUCAAACUCAUUCAGCCAUUAUGCUGCAGUUCAUAAUCAUGCUGCCAUAAUAGAGAUGAUGAGUAGCUAUAACCUUACCAAAGAAAUUGCUGCAUGUUUUUCACUAGCAAACUAAAGCUGUUAGAAGCUAGUAUCUUUGAGAAUUAUUUUGCCAAUGUUAUCAUUUGUUUUGACCAAGAUAUAUUGAGGAUCAUUUGAAAUAGUGCUGGGCGGUAUACCGGUUCAUACCGAAUACCGGUGUUUAUUUUUCUUAUGAUAUGAAUUUUUAAAAUACCGCAAUACCGGUGUUAUUUAAAUAACGUUCGGAACGCGACACACUGUUUGAGAGGGGUCUCUUUUCACUAUUGCAUUGUGGCAAGAACACAGCUGUAUGUGUUACUAAGCGUGAAAGUUCUGAAGCUGUAGAACUAGUAGAACGUGAUGACACAGAAGAACUUAUCCACAAUAUCCACCGCCCGCUGCCAUCAGCUCCCGCGUCUCACACACACGAGCGUGACUUUAGCACUAUAUUUAGCAACUUUCAGACCCUUUUAGCGGCUUUUUUUCCAUAGAAUAUACAAACUGACAAACCUAGCGAAUGUUUUGGAUAAACCUUAGCUAUGGUUCAGUUGGAAGAUGUCGCCAGUGCUGCCCUUGGCGCGAGAUCUGACUCCCAGCGCAGCGUCGCGUCUCUCUGCGUCUGUUCUGUGCAGUGAGCGGCAGAGAAGCACCGCAUUCAUUUGGCCGUACCGCGACUGUUUGGAAUUAUAAAUAUGAGCAUAGUUCGUCUGUUAAUAUUAUGCACUUUUCUUUUAGUUUACUCAGACGCAGGCAGUGCGCUGCAUGAGACAAAAAAGUAAUAUAGCCAAAACCACCGCAUAGCCGCUCUUUAGUAUAACGUUAGAUGCAAAUGAGAAUGACUCCUGGUUAACGUGUAUUAAUGGGUCGUGUUUAGUCACUAUUUAGUGUGGAAUUUUUCUACAAUAUUCGCUCAUCAUGACAGUAAAAUAGGGCAUUCUAAGUCAAUCAACUGCAGUUUUUCCUCUCUCAAUAAGUAGAAAAUGUGGUUAACACCCGAUCAUGCAUGAAAAAAAAAAAAACCGUCAUAUACCGUGAAACCGGUAUAAUUUUGAAAAAUACCGUGAUAUAAAUUUUUGGUCAUACCGCCCAGCACUAAUUUGAAAUGCAUAUACUAUACAGUAUGAUUUUGAGUAGAAUGGAAUUAAAAAAUACUGGUUUACUGGUAUAAAGACAGGCAUUGGGACCAUAGAACUCCUUAUCCGUUAUGCCUUUUUAUUUUGAGCAUUUUGUACAUUUGUGUCAAAUAAUGUUUUAAAGAUCCAUUUGGAACGAUAGAAGUAGUGCUGUUGAUUUCAUUUAUCUAACACAAAUGUUUGCACCUUAAUCGCACAGUAAACCUAAUUGCACUUCUCCACUAGAUACAUGUACUCUCUUGCGCUUGCCACAUGAAGUCUUACGGGACCGUUAUCUUGUUUAAAGAAUCUUUUUAAUCUAAUGAUUUAUAGGGCAUGUAAUCAUAUUAUGAAUGUUUUUUCUUCCCAUCAUUUUUUUUGUAAUCUUGAAAUAUGUUUACACGGCAAAAUGUUCUUCAGAAGCCAUUGUUACACCAAUUUUGGUGUCAAAAACAGUCAAAAAAUGCUGAAUAAAAUAAAAUUGCCUUAUUAACACACACAA
Molecule: messenger RNA, 4089 nt
Organism: Onychostoma macrolepis
Lineage: Eukaryota; Metazoa; Chordata; Actinopteri; Cypriniformes; Cyprinidae
Gene: cpne1
Product: copine I
Exons: 16
Coding region: 368-1972 (534 amino acids)
Biological process (GO): positive regulation of tumor necrosis factor-mediated signaling pathway; cellular response to calcium ion; regulation of canonical NF-kappaB signal transduction
Cellular component (GO): plasma membrane
Molecular function (GO): calcium-dependent phospholipid binding
Source: RefSeq, a predicted model, not a curated record